Hydatigera taeniaeformis is the source of this 2124-nucleotide messenger RNA. The record is from the annotation of a GenBank genome assembly. NCBI's taxonomy places the organism in Eukaryota, Metazoa, Platyhelminthes, Cestoda, Cyclophyllidea, Taeniidae.
AUGACAGAUUCGGAGGGAAAUGAGAUUGGAAAAUUAUUUGUUGGGGGCAUCUCGCAAAAUACAAAUAAUGUUAGCUUGCGCAUCUACUUUGCUCAGUUCGGUGAGGUUGAAGACGCUGUUGUUAUGAUGGAUAACAAGACGGGCCGAUCUAGAGGCUUUGGAUAUGUCAAGUACCGAGAUCCAGAGAGUGUGAAGAUUGUUCUAGCCGCAAAACCGCAUUGGUUGGAUGGUAAGGAGAUCGACGCUAAACAAUGCAAUGUUAAGAUGAAGGGUCGCAAUCGCCGUAGCUUGAAAGUAUUUGUCGGCGGAAUCAGCCUUGAUCAAGAUGCUGUUUCGAUAAAGGCCUUCUUUGAGAAGUUUGGCCGCGUCACCGAUGUCAAUUUAAUGAUGGAUCCUAAUAAACAGCGCCAUCGUGGGUUUGCGUUCAUUGGGUUUGAGGAGGAAAUUGUUGUCAACCGACUGAUAAAUAUGCAUUACUUGACAAUGGGCAAUAAACAGGUGGAAAUUAAGGCAAUGGAACCACCAAACUUUGGCAAGAAAAGUGGGUCCUCAACUAUGCGGCAUGGCAGUGAAUUUAGCGAGCUGAAAGAGUCAACCGCACGGGAUGCUACUCAUUCCAGGUUGAGCAGUAAACAGCCUUCAAGAAAUCGAAAUUGUCAACACAUCAACAGCCUUCAGUUCGGUGCAACUUUGGAUGGAAAUACAUACGGGAUGACUGGUGGUCAGCAGCAGAGCUUCAUAAGCAAUUUUGUCGUGGAUACAAGUGGACAAUCACAGCAGGAGCGAUGGACUGGGGAGCAGUAUUCAUCAGGACUGAUUUCCUUUCCUGGAAAAUUAAAUCCAAUGCCUGUAAUAUUUACGAACAGUUUCUUACCAAUAAGUCCCACUGUGUACCCAGGGUGUCAGUCGUAUCCAUAUCCCAUCCUCCAGCCACAUUUCCUCCAUCCGGGCCUAUUGCCUGCAGGUGAGGGGGUCUGGUCCCAUGGAAUAUGUGCACAACAACAGAUACUACUUCCGCAUACCCAAAGCACUGUAGGACCCACAAAGAUCAAUUCAUCCAGUCAGACAAGCCCCAAGAUCUUAAACUCGUAUUCUAAUUUAUGUGAUGGCUCUGACUGUGAUCAGCAAAAAAAAUCCCUGAGUGGAACUGCAGGUGAUGACGCGCAUUCUAAGGACGACUUUGGGGACUCUUUAAAUUCAUUUGAUCAGGGCCUUGGGGUGUGGUGUGUCAAUUCAGCCCGAUGCCUGAAAGCUUGUGGUACGGGAACCUGCAUAAGUCAUAACUCCACGAGUGGGAUUCCUAUGCAUAAUCAAGAAUUGUCCUCUUCCAGACAUCAAACGGCUUCUGAGAUCUCAGAUGGAGAAAGUCAAAAGGCCACUAUUUUAGCAAAGCCAUCGGGAGAUAAUUUUGAUCAUGAUGAAACCGUGUCUGGCAUCCACGAUGAAGGACUGACGGUUAUGAAGGAGAAGUCCAGUGACUGCUUCCCUGAACCGGGAGUGAGUAACACAAAUCCACCAGGCUUGUCCAGUUCCUGCACUAACUGGCUGCUCCCAAGACCUCAGCAUUAUACCUCUACAUGGAAUUUUCGAACCCCCAUUUGGAGCGACAUGCAUUUGCCUCCUACAGGAUAUGGUCUCCCACCUAGUUUUAUAUUCCAGCCGACUUCCACAGCCACCUUCGAUCCUGUUACAAUGGAGCAUGCAAUGGGAGGCUUUGGGUAUGCAUUUCCACUUCUCUCCGAACGCCAGUCCUAUCAUGAUGACGGGACAGUGGUCAAUGACCAUAUCUCGAAUCACCUUCUUCCAUCAAAUCCUACAUUUAUCUCAACAGUCGGAAGCCUUCGACAACGUCGACACGAGUCUCCCGAAGUUCCAAGUCUUAUUGGAAUGUAUCAGCACCCCGGGUCUAGACAUCAUGACUUUUUGGGCCGAUGGAUGCCUCAAUCGAGCAUUAACAUAUCGACAACACCCGAAGUGGGUAAAAAGACCACAACGGACGAAUUCGGUGGAAAGGAGGAAAUAAGAGGCGGAGGCGGGGGGGGCGAAAGUCUAUGUGCCGCCGAAAAGACCUCAGUAGCAGCUGGUGAUCACCAUGCCAACAAUUUCAGGAGCUUCCGCAUCUAG